AUGAAAGAUGACGCAAAUGCUGCGACGGCUGAAGCGCGGCGGGAGGCCUGGCUGGGAAACAUGGCUGGCCCGUACCUGCAGCAGCCCAGCUUUCUGCUGGCCACGCUGAAGGCGGACUGCGUCAACAAACCGUUUGCUCAGAGGUGCCACGAUCUGGAAACGGUGAUAGAGGAGUUUCCUGCCAAGGAACUACAUGGCAUUUUCCCAUGGUUGGUGGAGAGCAUUUUUGGUAGCCUGGAUGGCAUCAUUGUGGGCUGGAAUCUUCGCUGUUUGCAAGGAAGAACAAAUCCUACUGAGUAUUCUGUGGCUUUGGAUUUCCUGGAUCCCAGUGGCCCAAUGAUGAAGCUGGUUUACAAGCUCCAAGCAGAAGAAUACAGAUAUGAUUUCCCAGUCUCCUAUCUUCCAGGUCCUGUGAAAGCAUCAAUACAAGAGCAGGUCCUACCAGAAUGCUCCUUAUACCACAACAAAGUCCAGUUUACCUCAUCUGGUGGUUUAGAUUUGAAUUUGGCUCUAAACCCAUUUGAAUACUACAUGUUUUAUUUUGCAAUUAGUUUGAUUACACAGAAGAACUCACCCAUCACCCACCACGUCAGCCCUUCCAACAGCGCUUAUUUCAUCUUGGUAGACACGUACCUGAAGUGUUUCCUACCCACAGAAGGAAGUGUUCUUCCUCCACCUUCUUCAAACCCUGGGGGAGCCAUCCCUUCUCCAACUCCCAGGUCUCCAGCCGUGCCUUUCACUUCCUAUGGCAUGCAUCACACCAGCUUGCUGAAACGGCACAUUGCCCAUCAGCCUUCUGUGAAUGCUGACCCAGCUUCCCAGGAGAUAUGGAGAUCAGAAACGCUACUUCAGAUCUUUGUUGAAAUGUGGCUUCACCAUUAUUCCCUGGAAAUGUAUCAGAAAAUGCAGUCCCCUCAUGUCAAGCUGGAGGUUCUCCACUACCGACUCAGUAUCUCCAGUAAACACCACGGUAGUCCUGCCCAAUCCAGCUACCAGGCCCUCCACGCAUACCAAGAAUCAUUUAAACCCACUGAAGAGCACGUGCUGGUGGUAAGACUGCUUGUGAAACAUCUGCAUGCUUUCAGUAACAGCCUGAAACCAGAGCCUCUCUCCCCUUCAGCCCAUUCCCACACAGCCAGCCCGCUAGAAGAGUUUAAAAGGGUUGUGAUUCCUCGGUUUGUCCAGCAGAAACUUUAUAUCUUUCUGCAGCACUGCUUUGGUCACUGGCCACUGGAUGCCUCUUUCAGAGCGGUUCUUGAGAUGUGGUUAAGUUACUUACAGCCAUGGAGGUAUGCUCCUGAAAAGCCACCUCAAACUGCAGAGCUCUUGCCUCGCAGCGUGUCAGAGAAAUGGGCUGCCUUCAUCCAAGAAAACCUACUUAUGUAUACUAAGCUGUUUGUAGGAUUUUUGAACAGAACUCUUCGAACAGACUUGGUCAGCCCAAAAAAUGCUCUCAUGGUGUUCCGAGUAGCCAAGGUCUUUGCUCAGCCCAACCUAGCUGAAAUGAUCUUGAAAGGAGAACAGUUAUUCCUGGAGCCAGAACUUGUUAUUCCUCAUCGUCAACACCGACUUUUUAUGACUCCCACACUUGGUGGAAGCUUCUUCUCAUCGUGGCCUCCAACUAUUACAGAUGCCUCAUUUAAGGUGAAGAGUCAUGUUUACAGCCUGGAAGGACAGGACUUCCAGUACAAACAGAUGUUUGGCACAGAAGUCAGGAACUUGGUGUUAAAACUAGCUCAGCUGAUCUGCCAGGCACAGCAGACAGCAAAAUCCAUAUCAGACCAUUCAGCAGAGACAAUGGCUAGCCAUUCCUUCUUUUCAUGGUUUAAGUUCACACCAUCUGAGAUGAACGGUUCCUACACAGGCAAUGACCUUGAUGAAAUUGGACAAGACAGCAUCAAAAAAACAGAUGAAUAUUUAGAAAAGGCACUGGAAUACUUGUGUCAAAUCUUUAAGCUGAAUGAAGCCCAGCUGACCCAGAUGAUGAUGAAGUGUGGGACAGCUCAAGAUGAGAAUGGAAAAAAACAACUUCCAGACUGCAUUGAAAGUGAGAAUGGCCUCAUUCUUACACCCCUUGGCCGGUACCAGAUGAUAAAUGGCUUACGUAGAUUUGAUGUGCAGUACCAAGGGGAUACUGAGCUUCAGCCCAUACGCAGUUAUGAAAAUGCCACUCUUGUCCGCCUCCUGUAUCGUUUAUCCUCAGCACUUAAUGAAAGGUUUGCUGAGCAGAUGAAUGUGCUUUGCUCCAGGGAAGAUUUUAUUGGCAGAUUUUGUUGCUACCAUCUUAAAAACCCUCGCUUCGUACACAAAAUCAGGUACAGUCCUGUGCUGAAGGACAGAAGAAACCAGAACUGGGGACCAAGAAUCAGUCUGAGAUUUCUGGCUAGCUACAGGACUCUUUUCUCUUUGCUAAUGCUGUACUUCAUUGCAUCCUGGUUUUAUAUUGGGCCAGUGGGCUGCACGUUCAUUAUCCUAUUCAGCUAUUUUCUUUAUGCUGUAAUAAUGACUUUCUUCUUUGAAGGACGGAAACCACAUGAACACUAAUUUUCUUCUCUCAUUAUACAUGUAAAAAUAAAUGUUCAGAGGAUAAUUAUCCUAGGAUAUCCAAUGAGUAAAAUGUUUGAAUUAUCAGAUACCUUAAAAUAUUUUUAAUAUCAAAUUCAAUUGAGUUUUUAUAAACAACUAUGAAGUUGUGUGGAAUAGUUAAUGUAAAUUUUAUUUUUAUAAAAGUCUUCUUAUGUGUUUGAGUGAAUGUGACUUCUUUUCAGGAUGGGAAGAACAAGCCAUCACACUGAAAACACAAAGUCAUUGUUAUCUACAAUGCAGUCUAAUCUAGAGAUGUGUGGGAUAUUUUGCCACAUGGUGCAGAACUCAGAGGGGUUCUAUGAACUUACUAAGUUAUCCAGACCUAUAAUUCAACUUAUUCCAUGCUGUAGAGGACUCUGUCCUUCAAAAUAACCUGCACACAUUUAGAUAUUU
This is a messenger RNA of Phasianus colchicus (ring-necked pheasant), 2979 nucleotides long. It is a transcript of the gene SMPD4, whose product is annotated as sphingomyelin phosphodiesterase 4. The record is from RefSeq and is a predicted model, not a curated record. Gene Ontology annotation, molecular function: sphingomyelin phosphodiesterase D activity. Gene Ontology annotation, biological process: ceramide biosynthetic process; sphingomyelin catabolic process; glycerophospholipid catabolic process. NCBI's taxonomy places the organism in Eukaryota, Metazoa, Chordata, Aves, Galliformes, Phasianidae.